AUGGAAAUUCAAAACAGGAGCGUUCCGAUUCUUCGGGAGUGGUUCGACCACGUCGAUUCCGAGAAUAAGGGCAACAUCACCGCUUCUCAGCUCCAGGGUGCUUUUGCUGUCGGAAACCUUCGAUUUCCUCUCUCCGUUGUCCAGCAAAUGAUCAGGAUGUACGAUUUUGACAGGAAUGGAACUAUGAAUUUCCAAGAAUUUGUUGAACUCAACAAAUUUCUUUUGAAGGUUCAACAAGCCUUUGCUGAUUUGGAGAGGGGCCUUGGAUAUCUUGUUUCAGACGAUGUAUACAAGGGAUUGGUCAAAAUUGGAAUGUCCCUAGACUCUCCCGCAUUUUAUACUGUCUGUGAGAGUUUUGAUCAAAAGAAAAGUGGAAGAUUCAGACUAGAUGAUUUCAUAUCACUUUGUAUAUUUGUACAGUCUGCAAGCUGCCAAUUGCAGGAUAUGACAUGGACAGUCAGAAUAUUCAUUGAGGCAUGGCUACUUGAAGAAGGUGCACAUCUUGCAAGGAUUUUUCAGACUCAUGACUGCGACUUGGUUCCCAUCUACAUAGAUACAUUCCCUCCUCCCUUUUCUAUUAUCAAAAAUCUGUCAGAAUCUAUUGAUUCAUUGUUCUUUAGAUAG
Molecule: messenger RNA, 624 nt
Organism: Oldenlandia corymbosa var. corymbosa
Lineage: Eukaryota; Viridiplantae; Streptophyta; Magnoliopsida; Gentianales; Rubiaceae
Source: the annotation of a GenBank genome assembly